This is a messenger RNA of Penicillium digitatum Pd1, 4524 nucleotides long. Its product is annotated as pleiotropic drug resistance family ABC transporter. NCBI's taxonomy places the organism in Eukaryota, Fungi, Ascomycota, Eurotiomycetes, Eurotiales, Aspergillaceae. Gene Ontology annotation, cellular component: membrane. Gene Ontology annotation, molecular function: ATP hydrolysis activity; ABC-type transporter activity; ATP binding. The record is from RefSeq and is a predicted model, not a curated record. Gene Ontology annotation, biological process: transmembrane transport.
AUGUCGGUCCUUGGGACAUUUAACACCAACUUCGCCGGCAUUCAAGACGCACAGGAAUCACAUGUCGCCAACAUGGAAGCUCGCCGCCAUGACCCUACUGCCAGCGUGAACACCGAAGACACUGCCAAUGAGAAGAGCGAGGUCGGUGACGAGAAGUACACGGAUGCCGAAGUCACCCGUCUGGCCCAGCAACUCACCCGCCAGUCAACGCGCUUCUCUGUGUCACCCCAGAAUGCAGAGAACCCUUUCAUCGAAACCCAUGAGGACUCAACUCUCAACCCUCACAGUGGAAACUUCAAGGCCAAGAAUUGGAUGAAGAACCUCCUUGCUAUCCAAUCACGCGAUCCAGAACGAUACCCUAAGCGUCAGGCUGGUCUGGCAUUCAAAAACCUCAGCGUACACGGAUUCGGCAGUCCUACAGACUACCAGAAGGAUGUGGCUAACUCUGUUCUGGAAAUUGGUGCCUUUUUCCGUACGAUGGCCGGCACUGGCAAGCAGAAGAUUCAAAUUCUGCGCGACUUCGAUGGUCUUGUUAAGAACGGUGAGAUGCUGAUCGUUCUCGGCCGUCCUGGAUCUGGCUGUUCGACCUUCUUGAAGACCAUUGCGGGGGAGAUGAACGGUAUCUUCAAAGAUGCCAAUUCUCACAUGAACUACCAAGGAAUCUCCGAUAAGGAGAUGCGCAAUCAGUUCCGCGGUGAGGCUAUCUAUACUGCCGAAACCGAUGUCCAUUUCCCCCAGCUUUCGGUAGGAAAUACGUUGAAAUUUGCUGCUCUGGCUCGUGCCCCGCGCAAUCGUUUGCCGGGCGUCAGUCGUGACCAGUAUGCAGAGCACAUGCGUGAUGUUGUCAUGGCUAUGCUUGGUCUUUCGCACACUAUCAACACCAGAGUCGGUAACGAUUUCAUCCGUGGAGUUUCCGGUGGUGAACGAAAGCGUGUCAGUAUCGCCGAGGCUACUCUCUGUGGCAGCCCUCUUCAAUGCUGGGAUAACAGUACCCGUGGUCUGGACAGUGCCAAUGCUCUGGAGUUCUGUAAGACAUUGAAUCUGAUGUCUAAGUACUCGGGCACCACCUGUGCGGUCGCUAUCUACCAGGCAUCUCAGAGUGCCUACGAUGUCUUCGAUAAGGUGACUGUACUGUACGAGGGUCGACAGAUCUACUUUGGCCGCACCACCGAGGCUAGGGAAUUCUUCACGAACAUGGGCUUCCAUUGUCCCGACCGCCAGACUACCGCCGAUUUCCUGACCUCUCUUACUAGCCCCGCUGAGCGAGUUGUUAAGCCUGGCUUUGAGAAAAUGGUUCCCCGUACCCCCGACGAGUUCGCUAAGGCCUGGAAAAAUAGUGCUGCGUACAAGGAGCUUCAGAAAGAGAUUGACGACUACAAUACACAGUACCCUAUUGGUGGCGAGUCGUUCCAACAGUUUGUUGAAUCUCGCAAGGCUAUGCAGUCGAAGGGCCAGCGCGCUAAGUCUCCAUACACCCUAUCUGUCGCCGAGCAGGUCCAAAUCUGUGUUACACGUGGUUUCCAGCGCUUGAAAAGUGACUACAGUCUAACUAUAUCCGCCUUGAUUGGAAACACGAUUAUGGCUUUGAUUGUCGGUUCGGUUUUCUAUCAGCUGCCCGACGACGUGACCAGUUUUUACUCUCGUGGUGCCCUCCUCUUCUUCGCUGUCCUGCUCAACUCCUUCUCCAGUGCCCUGGAAAUUCUAACUCUUUACGCGCAACGUCCUAUUGUCGAGAAACAAGCUCGCUACGCCAUGUAUCAUCCGUUUGCCGAAGCAAUUUCGUCAAUGCUAUGUGACAUGCCGUACAAAAUCCUUAAUGCCAUCACUUUUAACGUUACGCUCUACUUCAUGACUGGUCUUCGCCAAAACGCUGGCGCUUUCUUCACCUUCAUGCUCUUCUCAUUCGUGACCACAUUGACCAUGUCGAUGAUUUUCCGAACCAUCGCUUCUUACUCGCGUACCCUAUCUCAGGCUCUGGUGCCCGCCGCAAUCCUGAUCCUCGGUCUGGUCAUCUACACUGGAUUCACCAUCCCAACCCGCAACAUGCUUGGUUGGUCUCGCUGGAUGAACUACAUUGACCCAAUCGCAUAUGGGUUUGAGACCUUGAUUGUGAACGAGUUCCACGGUCGCAAUUUCCCCUGCAACCCAGAGUCUUUCAUCCCGGCGGGAGACUCCUACGCUGAUGUCGGCCGGUUCAACAAGAUUUGCUCGGCGAAAGGAGCUGUGGCCGGCCAGAACUUUGUCAGUGGUGAGGCCUACUACACUGCAAGCUUCCAGUACUCCAACAGCCACAGGUGGAGGAACAUGGGAAUUAUGAUUGGGUUUAUGGUCUUCUUCAUGGUCACCUACCUUGUCGGCACCGAGUACAUCUCCGAGGCUAAGUCCAAGGGCGAGGUUCUGCUUUUCCGUCGUGGCUACGCCCCCAAGAACUCCGGCAAUUCCGAUGGUGAUGUCGAGCAGACACACGGUGUGUCCUCUGCGGAAAAGAAGGAUGGUGCUGGCUCCGGCGGCGAACAAGAGUCUGCUGCAAUCCAAAGACAAACUUCUAUUUUCCAAUGGCAAGACGUGUGUUACGAUGUUCACAUCAAAAAUGAGGAACGUCGCAUUCUCGACCACGUUGACGGCUGGGUUAAGCCCGGUACCUGCACUGCAUUGAUGGGUGUUUCUGGGGCCGGUAAAACCACUCUUCUGGAUGUCCUUGCCACGCGUGUCACAAUGGGUGUUGUGUCUGGUGAGAUGUUGGUUGAUGGUCGUCCUCGCGACCAGUCUUUCCAGCGUAAGACUGGUUACGUUCAACAGCAGGAUCUCCAUCUCCACACUACCACAGUCCGCGAGGCCCUCCGCUUCAGCGCCAUUCUCCGUCAGCCGCGUCACGUUUCUCACCAGGAGAAACUUGACUACGUCGAGGAAGUAAUUAAGCUUCUUGGAAUGGAACACUAUGCGGAUGCCGUCGUCGGUGUCCCCGGUGAAGGUCUCAAUGUCGAACAGCGCAAGCGUCUUACUAUUGGUGUCGAGCUAGCUGCCAAGCCGCAGCUGCUUCUCUUCCUGGAUGAGCCCACUUCGGGUCUUGACAGUCAAACAUCUUGGUCUAUCUUGGAUCUUAUUGACACCUUGACUAAGCACGGUCAGGCUAUUCUCUGCACAAUUCACCAGCCCUCUGCUAUGCUCUUCCAGAGAUUCGAUCGUCUCCUAUUCCUCGCUAAGGGUGGUAGAACCGUCUAUUUCGGAGAAAUCGGCGAGCAUUCUUCCACGCUCUCUAACUACUUUGAACGAAAUGGUGCUCCCAAGCUUUCUCCUGAGGCCAACCCUGCUGAGUGGAUGCUUGAGGUGAUUGGAGCUGCUCCCGGAACCCAUAGUGAUAUCGACUGGCCUGCUGUAUGGCGCGAAAGCCCUGAGCGCAAGGCAGUACAAAACCACCUCGCCGAGCUCAGGAACAACCUCUCUCUAAAGCCCGUUGCCACAACCGAUAACGACCCAGCCGGCUUCAAUGAAUUCGCUGCACCGUUCGCCGUCCAACUCUGGCAGUGUCUCAUCCGUGUGUUCAGCCAAUACUGGCGGACUCCUAUCUACAUUUACUCCAAGACUGCGCUCUGCAGUUUGACUGCCCUCUACGUCGGUUUCUCCUUCUUCCACGCCCAGAACAGUAUGCAAGGACUCCAGAACCAGAUGUUCAGUAUCUUCAUGUUGAUGACAAUCUUCGGUAACUUGGUGCAACAAAUCAUGCCACACUUCGUUACCCAGCGCUCCCUCUACGAAGUCCGCGAACGCCCCUCCAAAACAUACUCAUGGCAAGCCUUUAUGUCGGCAAACAUCCUUGUCGAACUCCCAUGGAACGCCCUGAUGUCUGUGCUCAUCUUCCUCUGCUGGUACUAUCCCGUCGGGCUGCAACGCAACGCCAGUGCCGAUGACCUCCAUGAGCGAGGCGCUCUGAUGUGGCUCCUCAUCUUAACCUUUAUGUUGUUCACCAGCACAUUCUCUCAUAUGAUGAUUGCCGGUAUCGAGCUUGCCGAAACAGGAGGCAAUCUCGCCAACUUGCUCUUCUCCCUCUGUCUGAUCUUCUGUGGUGUCCUCGCUACCCCGGACAAAAUGCCUCACUUCUGGAUCUUCAUGUACCGCGUCUCGCCGUUCACUUACCUAGUCUCUGCGAUGUUGUCGACCGGCACAUCCGGUGCAAAGGUCGAGUGUGAGUCCGUCGAGUUGCUCCACUUCGAGCCCACUGCCGGCAAGACCUGUUUCGAGUACAUGAAUACCUAUAUGAACGGACUCGUUGUCAACGGAACUCAGGUCGCUGCUCCUGCUGGCGGUUACCUCGUCGACAACAACGCCACUAGCAACUGCGCUUUCUGCACUAUCGCAGAUACCGAUACUUAUCUCGCCAGCGUGCUGAGCUACUACAAAGAUGCAUGGCGCAACUUCGGUAUCAUGUGGGCGUUUAUCAUCUUCAACAUCUUUGGUGCUGUGUGCAUCUACUGGCUCGCUCGUGUGCCCAAGGGAACACGUAGCAAGAAGACAAAGACUGCUUGA